Molecule: messenger RNA, 3548 nt
Organism: Tachysurus fulvidraco (yellow catfish)
Lineage: Eukaryota; Metazoa; Chordata; Actinopteri; Siluriformes; Bagridae
Product: ubiquitin carboxyl-terminal hydrolase 42-like
Exons: 18
Coding region: 577-3423 (948 amino acids)
Biological process (GO): protein deubiquitination; regulation of apoptotic process
Cellular component (GO): nucleus; cytosol
Molecular function (GO): cysteine-type deubiquitinase activity; cysteine-type endopeptidase activity
Source: RefSeq, a predicted model, not a curated record
GCAUUUACUGACCUAUGACACAAGCUAACAAGCAUUUUACAACUGACAGUUAUUUAGGAAUCUAGCUGUAUGUUAAUGUUACAACAUCAUCAUAAUGUUAAUAUAUCCGUAGUAAUAAUGUUGAGAUAUUUUAACUGUAUCUUAUCAUUAUUACUACGUUGUUACAUUAACAUUCAGCUAGUGGUGUAUGUGGCACAGGGAAGACUUUAGUCUCAAAGUCAGCAGGUUCAAAUACAGUUAUAAUUUACUCAUUUUGGAUACCCGCCGAAUUUUUAUUUACUUUGUUGACUAAAAUCUUUACCUGCAGUAAAAACAUUUAGGAAGUAUUCGAUAUAAAUUCCAAUCUACGCGUCAUCGUUCAUAAGCGCCUCGUCGUUCGAGCGCGCUUAAAAAAGCAACACCGAAAGAAUGAACGAUGACUAUAGUGAUCUUCAAAAUAACUCUUCAAAGAAAUCUGACUUUGAGUCAGCGCUGUGUAAACACGCCAGCUCCCUGAAUCCUGUCUCCUCUGGAGGCCUGGACAACGGCAGCUCCAGCUGAAGUGUUGGCUCUUCUACAGCUGAGCUUUCCAGGAGCAUGGCUACCUGUGUGGCUCCCAUCCUUGAAGUUGCUUUGUAUGGAGGUAACACAAACCUUCCUGCUGAGAGGCCAAAUGAGCAAGUGGCCGUGAGCUGUGGCGAUGGCAGUCUGCCGCAAAAGAUCCUGUUUCCACCAGAGCGUCUCAGCUUGACAUGGACUCAAGUCCAUCAUAUUGGAGCAGGUCUCCAGAACCUGGGCAACACAUGUUUUCUGAAUUCAGCUCUCCAGUGUCUUUCAUACACUCCACCACUUGCUAACUACAUGCUGUCCAGAGAACAUUCCAAAACAUGUCAUGAGCCCGAAUUUUGCAUGCUGUGUAUCAUGCAGAAUCACACCAUUCAGGUGUUUGCUAAUUCGGGGAAUGCCAUCAAGCCCCUUGGUGUGUUAUAUGAACUAAAACGGAUUGCAAAGCAUUUCCGGUGUGGGAAUCAAGAAGAUGCCCAUGAGUUCCUGCGGUACACAGUGGAUGCUAUGCAAAAGUCCUGCCUGCCUAACAAUAAAUUGGACAGGCAAACGCAGGCUACUACUCUGAUCCAUCAGAUAUUUGGAGGAUAUUUGAGGUCCAGAGUGAAGUGUAUGAAUUGCAAAGCAGUAUCAGACACAUUUGAACCUUAUUUGGAUAUUGCACUGGACAUCGAGAAUUCCCCGACUAUUCUCAAGGCUUUUGAGCAGUUUGUUAAGGCUGAACAGCUUGAUUGGGAGAAUGCCUACAAGUGCAGCACUUGUAAGGAAAAGGUUCAGGCCUCAAAAAGAUUAAGUAUUCACCGCAACUCCAAUGUGCUCACUAUCUCUCUGAAGCGCUUUGACAACUUCAAUGAAGGCAAAAUCUGCAAGGACGUGAGAUACACUGAGUACUUUGACUUGCGGCCAUACAUGUCCCAGUCUCACGGAGAGCCGCAGAUUUACGGGCUGUAUGCUGUGCUGGUGCACUCAGGCUUCAGCUGCUAUGCCGGACACUACUACUGCUACGUAAAAGCAAGUAAUGGCCAGUGGUAUCAGAUGAAUGAUUCAUCAGUGACUCCCACUGAUAUACGAUCUGUGCUGAACCAGCAAGCAUACCUGCUGUUCUACAUCAAGCAAGGGUUUACAGAUCUGAAAAAUGGAGAUUUUAACCAGAAGGGUUUCACUAUAGGCCACUCAUCUCCCCAACCAGUAACACCUAAUCUAAACGAUCAUUCUUAUACAUCCUCAACCAUUAUCAGUCCACAGCUCCCUCCUACCAUGGUAAAGAAUAACUCGUAUGUCAAUGGCAACGGCUCCUCAAAGGAGUACCACAACAGCUCAAAGCCCAGCAGCAGUGACAUCAACAGCAUUAGCAAAGCCACCUCCAAUGUGUCUUACUCUUACUCCCUAUCCUCCGCUUCUCAUCAACCCGUCCACCCCACGAGCAUGAAUGGUCUCAAGAUGAGAUUCACUCUCAGCAAUGGAAAGGUGGUGCGGUGCAGAAUCUUGGACAAUGGUACUUCUAAGCCUUCUGUUGCCAAGGCAGCCAGUGGGAAUGAUGGCAUGCACGGUCCUCACUUUAAUAGUUCGCACUCACACUCGCCUAAGACAAACGGAUCUAACUCCAAGUCUCACGUAGGUACAAAUGGGUCAGGACAUGGACAAGUCAAUGGCUUCAAACAUUCUUACAAGGCACUGGCUAAGCCAGCAGAACUGACACCUAGCACACAGGCCACAUUAACAGAGGCAUCAAGUCAAGUGAAGGCCACAACAGAGUCCACUCUAAGCAAUCACAGUCUCACGCAUCAAGGGAGCGAUGAGCUUACAUCACUGGAAAGACCCAGGAUGGAGACAGUGACUGUCAAGGGUGCAGUUAGCAAGGAAGAUGGAGAAAUGUGUCCGUCAGGCAAACCCAAUGCUUGUGAACAAAUAAGACUGGAUGAGCACCAAGAACAUGAUUUAAACCAGCCACAUGUUUCUACUGCCACAAAGGACAGAGAGAAGGAGUACCAUCGCAACUACAGAGAGCUCAAGGACAGGAGCAGAGAACGACCUGGACAUUGGCCAUGGAGAGAGUAUUAUCCACAGAAGGAGCGCUCUCGCAGUCGUCACAGAGAUGAAGAGUCAACUUGGUACUGUGAUAGAUAUUCCUACCAGCACGGAGACCGCUACUACAAAAGAGCCAGAGAGGAGCGGUCACAGGAUUGGGAGCAGGGCAGGACAUUCCAGAAUUCACACCGCUCGUCAAGCCACAAUUAUAGAGGACUAAUGUUGCCCCAUGCACAGGAAGACUGUCAUGACAGGUGCCACUACAAUGGAGAGCAGAGCAGCAAUAGAGCAAAGCCCUCAUCUCCAUGUACCACUAGCCCUUUGCCCCGGCACAGGAUAAGAAAAUGCAGCUUGUCUGGUGAAGAGAGCAAGUCUGAGGAGCACAGGGCCAAGAAAUGUAAAAAAUCAAAGAAGAAAAAUAAAGACAAGCACAGGAGUUCAGAAAGGGACGUGUCUGUCAAGAAACAGGAUAGCUGCUCCAGCCGACAGAAAAAAAAGAAGAGGAGGCAUGAGACAGAAGACAGACUUCACAGAGAGGGACAGUCCUCAGACAAGCACGAUUGGAAAGGCAGGAAUGGUGAAGAGAGGAAGAACCAUAAGCACCAGCGCAGCUUUGACCCAGAUAGUUCUCCUCACCGCUCCAAGCUGCCAUGUAUGGAGGUUCUUCCCCAGCUCAGUGGUUACUCAGGUGAUGUUAAGCAUUAUAAUGGAUAUGUCCAAGGAUUCUGUCAUAAAGAAGUAGUUGCAGAGAACAAAUAUGGAGACGUGAACCAUAUUUCCUCUAACAAUAGUGGGAAGAUUUCCUUAUGUGAAGGAGACAUGGGAGAGACAGGCCCUGUGCCAUGCAGAUGAAACAGUGAAUUCUGGAGAUAUGCCUCUGACCUAUGAUCUCUGAGGACAAAGGACAACUACACUUUACUAAAUAUUGUAAAGGUGCUUUAUUCAAUAAAGUCAUACUGUAUUUUUUGCAGCAAAAA